AUUGUUCAUGUGGUGUAUAUGGUUAAAUGUUAGCAUCAACCAGGUAGAAGGAGAGAUUGAUGAAACAUGUAAAGUAGAUUGUGCAUGCUGUAUAGAUAAAAAAUGUGGGAUAGGGCAAUGGAGUUCUACAGACUGUACUCUAGGCUGUAUUGAUGGUUAUAGGGGUGGUCGCUGUUACCUAAAAUGUAGACACAAUUGUACAAAAUGCGCUGAUCAUGUUGAUACGUGUACUGCGUGUUAUGAUGGCUAUUAUCUCGGCCCUGCCAAAGACUGCACAUCAAGGUGUUUACCGGGAUGUAAAACGUGUACGUCAGGAAACACAUGUACAUCAUGCAAGGAGGGAUAUAAUAACGACAAUGGUCGAAAUGAUUGUAGUAAUCGUUACUGUCCUGAACAUUGUUAUUGCGAUAAUGGUAAGUGUUUGUCAUGUAAGGACGGAUAUCACGAUAUCAGUAAUUUAUGUGAUAGUUUAUGUCCAGUUAACUGUGUCACGUGUUUGUCGAAUACUAAGUGUGGCUCGUGUAAGGAUGGCUAUUAUAACGGUCACCAGUACGACAACAAUAACCUCCCUUUGUUGAACAACUGUAAAUACAAAUGUCGAGAUAACUGUUCACGAUGUACGUCUUAUAAUAGUUGCUCGCUUUGUAAAAGUGGUCUUUAUGGUGCGAACUGUGACAACAAUUGUUCAGUUGGUUGUAUGUCAAACGCUUGCAAUAUCCUGACAGGAUACUGUACAUGUUUAUCUAAUUUUGCUGGGGAAAGAUGUGACCAAUGCAAAAACAGAAAAUAUGGAAAUAUGUGCGAUCAAGAGUGUCCGGCAGGGUGUAAAGGUCACGUGUGUAAAAAAGAUUCCGGAGAUUGUACAGACGGGUGCAUUGAAGACACAAUCGUUGGUGGUAAAUGUGACGUUUGUUUAACAGGCUGGUAUGGGGAAUACUGUAACAUAUCUUGUUCUGUUGGCUGUAAAAAUCAGCAAUGUGAGAAAAGUAAUGGUGAAUGUUCAAAAGGUUGUCUCGAUAAUUUUGCAGGAGGACAAUGCAAGCAAUGCAUGCAAGGCAAAUAUGGUGAUUCAUGCAACAAAGAAUGUCCAAAUAAUUGUGACGAUAAAGGCUGCUUAACAGAAUCCGGUAAUUGUAUUAAUUGCAAUGACAACUUCAAUGGAGAGAAAUGUGAUAGAUGCCGUCUUGGUUUUUAUGGUUCACUUUGCUCUGAGAGAUGCCCGACUAAAUGCUUGAACAAUGUAUGUGAAAGAGAUAACGGCACGUGCUCUGAUGGCUGUGUAGACAAUUAUUCUGGUGACAGAUGUUGUAUUAAUAACAACAACUGUAUCACAUGUUUGUUAGAUACUAGGUGUAAAGAAUGUAAGAAAGGAUACUUCAAUGACCAAUGUGAUAAACGAUGUCCUAAGAACUGUUUAAAGUCCUGUCAUAUCGAAUCUGGUUUCUGUGACGGUUGCAAAGAAAACUUUUAUGGUGAUAGUUGCAACAUUUCAUGUGCCUUUACCUGCAAGAUUCAAACAACAACAAGUGGAAGUAUAUGUCAGCAAAGUAAUGGAAAGUGUCUAUAUGGCUGUGUUGAUAGUUUCCAUGGUUUACAAUGUUCUGAGAACUGUUCCGUUUAUUGCAGCGAUACUCUUUGUGAUCAAGACGACGGCAAAUGUACAAAAGGUUGCAAAACAAGAGUAAAGGAUGACACCAUUUGCUCCUUGGAUUCAGAAUCACAACAGGGUGAAGAUAAAGGUAAUCAGGACAGUUUAAUUGGACCAAUAGUUGGGGGUAUUGUUGGAAUUCUGGUAGCAACAACAGUAAUAGUGGGUGUAAUUAUUUUCUGCAGACGAAGGCAAGGUAACAAAGGUCAAGGACAACGUUCUGAUCUUGAAAAUACUCAAUCUAUCAAGGAAGACGAAAAGAAGCAUACAUAUGGAAACAUUUCUGAGCGGCCAUCAUCAAAGGAAGAUAAAGAAAGAAAGAGCGCAUUAAGCAUACCACCAACUACUGCAGUAAAUACACAGCCUUCAGGGAACAAACCAAAAUCACCACCCCCUGUAGCAUCUUCGUCAGUGGAUAUUGAUGAGGUAGAAGUAGAUGAAGUUAAAUAUGAAAACAAGACUGAUGAUACCUACUAUAACAUUAAAGAGAGUCCAUACAGAAUCAAAGUGGACAACCUACUCAAGUAUGUUACAUCUGGAAAAGUGGACUUCGAGGCUGAAUUCAAGAAACUCAACAAAGAUUUAGAUUUGACAAAGUACUGCAGCGUCGCUAAAGAUCCUCAAAAUUUGGCAUUGAACCGGUAUAACGGAAUUUAUCCUUAUGACCAUUCCAGAGUGACGAUACAAGACCUUCCAGAUUUCUUUAUAAAUGCGUGUUACAUAGAUGGCUACUGCAAGGAGAACGAAUAUAUUGCUUCAUUAGGGCCAACAUCAAAGACCACUGCUAACUUCUCCACGUUCUGGCUGAUGGUAUGGUACAAGAAAACUGACAUUGUCGUCAUGUUGACCAAUCUUAGAGAAACAUCUGGUAUGAAAUGUGAGCAGUACUGGCCGGAGGAGGAUACGGAGAUAGAGUACGGGGAUAUAACAGUAAAAUGUCGGAGUGUUGAAGCGUUUGCUGAAUAUACUGUUAGGACAUGCACUAUAGUAAAGGGAAAACAAGAAAGGCAGAUAAUUCAACUACACUUCACAGCAUGGCCAGAUAAAGGUGUUCCUCAGGAGGUGACAAGUCUUGUAGAGUUCAGACAAAGGGUAAAUGCAGUUCCAAAGACAUUAGGUGGACCAAUAAUAGUUCAUUGCAGGUACUGUAUAAUGUUUAUUUCAGGAAAUAUAACCAAUAAACUUUCAGUAUUUGCAUCACGUGACGUUCCGAUGGAAAACCCAGUCCAUAAAAUCCGUUCAAAACCCAUAUAUUAUGGCAUAAAAAACCUUGGGGGGAUGGUUUUCUCUCUACAGGACCAGAAGAAAUCUAUGUUUCAUUUCCAGUACAAAAACUGGCAGACAGCGAAGAAAGUACCCGACAGCGCCAUGGAUUUUGUGCAAUUUGUUAAAGAAGUGGAAAAAUAUGUUGCUAAUGACCCGGAAGAUGAUCCCAAUAUCAUUGCACAUUGUUUGAAUGGUUUUGAGAGAAGUGGAUUGUUUUGUGUCGUAUACAAACUUCUAGAGAAACUUGAAGCUGAACGACAAGUCAGUGUAGUUAAUGUAGUCAGGAAGAUCCGUACACACCGACCACAAUCAAUUACAUCAAUGGAACAAUUGAAGUUUUGUUACGAGUGUGUUUCAGCGUAUCUGGAGAUUUACAACACGUACUCCAACUUUGCAUCUUGAGAUUACUGCAACUUUACUUGUUAACUUAAUGUUUACAAUGUGUUAAUUGAAACAUAAUAUGUAAACUUAAUGUUUUCAUCUUGUUUUGCAAUUUGCUGGCAAACGGAAACCACAACUUGUUAAUUUACAUGAUCUCUCAUGUUUCUGCAAUUUUUCUAGUUUACAUCAUGUUUACGCCAUUCUUGCAUGUUUUCACCAUAAUAUUACUUUUGUUUAUUACUAUUUCAUUUAUGUUUACAUAUCUACUUCAAUUUUAUUUAAUGUUAACAUCUCGGUUAUACUCUAUGAGAACUUUUAUUGUGUUUACAUCGGGCAUCGUCGGUUAAGUAUACAGUAUCUCUAUAUAUUGAUGUGAAGUAUACGGAUAUAUCCAUAUAUCAAUGUGGAGUAUACGGAUAUAUCUAUAUAUUGAUGUGGAGUAUACGGAUAUAUCUAUAUAUUGAUGUGGAGUAUACGGAUAUAUCUAUAUAUUGAUGUGGAGUAUACGGAUAUAGCUGUAUAUUGAUGUGGAGUAUACGGAUAUCUCUAUAUAUUCAUGCGAAGUAUACGGAUAUAUCUAUAUAUUGAUGUGGAGUAUACGGAUAUAGCUGUAUAUUGAUGUGGAGUAUACGGAUAUCUCUAUAUAUUCAUGCGAAGUAUACGGAUAUAUCUAUAUAUAAAUGUGAAGUAUACGGAUAUAUCUACAGGUUGUUUCCGACGAUGAAUUUCUUGAAGCCAACGAAAGCUCUUCUCAACAUAUAUGAAAUGGUUUAUAGUAAAUGUCUGUUUAAACGACUCAACACCUAUAAAUGAUAUUUGUACAUCUUACAUGAUCAAUAUCAUAAUGUGUAGCGCAUUGAAGACAUGAUUUUAUUAUAUGCUACUUUGCUGUAGCACUAUUUUUCACUAUUUGUUAUAGUUUUAUUUACAUUUUUGAAAUAAGAAAAACAUUUAACAGAUAUUAUAUUGUUCAAAGAAAGAAGACAUGAUUAUGUAAUCAAAAAUUUAUUUUUAAUGAAAGAUUUAUCAAAUUAUCAUAGUUUAAUGGUUAAGGGGAGAUAACUAUUAUUUAAAAAAAGAAAAGAAACUUAUAUCUGUAUAUAUACACCAUAAACAUUGAGAUAGAAUAACAAAUGUUACAUCUGUUAUAGAGAAUGAUAGAAAUGAGAUUUUUAGUAAUAUUUAGUAAUAUUGUUGUUGUUCGUAAUGUUUAUUUUAUUUACUUGUUUUAUUAUUGUUAUUUUUUUUAAAUCUUUUUUAAAAAA
Messenger RNA from Ruditapes philippinarum (Manila clam), 4560 nucleotides. Its product is annotated as cell death abnormality protein 1-like. Gene Ontology annotation, molecular function: protein tyrosine phosphatase activity. Gene Ontology annotation, biological process: protein dephosphorylation. The coding region runs from base 8 to 3316 and encodes 1102 amino acids. Lineage: Eukaryota; Metazoa; Mollusca; Bivalvia; Venerida; Veneridae. The record is from RefSeq and is a predicted model, not a curated record. The transcript is spliced from 16 exons.